Messenger RNA from Exserohilum turcica Et28A, 615 nucleotides. RefSeq lists its product as uncharacterized. The coding region runs from base 1 to 615 and encodes 204 amino acids. The record is from RefSeq and is a predicted model, not a curated record. Gene Ontology annotation, molecular function: acyltransferase activity, transferring groups other than amino-acyl groups. NCBI's taxonomy places the organism in Eukaryota, Fungi, Ascomycota, Dothideomycetes, Pleosporales, Pleosporaceae. The transcript has a single exon.
AUGCAAGAACAAUCAGAGACACCACCACGCCCACCCCCCAUCCUAACCACCAAGCGCCUAAUAAUCCGGCCCAUGUACCUCCCCGACGCAGCCUCCACAGCUCAGCACGCCAACGACCCCCUCGUUGCAAGAUACAUGUCACUCGCGUUCCCCAACCCCUACACACUCGACAGCGCAACCGCCUGGAUCACCAUGAACCUAGCGCUCGCCCGCCAAGAAGCCUUUGUCAUCUGCACCAUAUCCGCACCCGACGUUGUAAUCGGGGGCAUCGGCCUCAAGCCCGGGCGCGACGUGAGUGCGCACACAGCCGAAGUGGGUUUCUGGGUCGCGCGCAUGUACUGGGGCAACGGGUUCAUGAGCGAGGCGCUUGCAGGCUUUACGCACUGGGCCUUUGAGAAUUGGGUUGGCGACCGGGGAUGCGGGCUACGCAGGCUGUGGGGCGGUGCGUUUGCGCCGAAUGCGGCGAGUGUGCGGUGUUUUGAGAAGUGUGGCUAUGUGCAUGAGGGUGUGAUGAAGGGCCAUUGUGAGAAGAAUGGCGAGGUGAUGGAUAUGCAUUAUUUGGGCUUGACCAAGACGGAUUGGGAGGAGAGGGUGAGGGGCGUGGGAGAGACCUAG